GUAACGCGGGGAAUCGUACAAACGUUCAUUGGUGACCAUGGAGUUUACAUGGUGAGCCCAUGUCUGAUUACUACCAUUUUGACACUUCGUGUAUUCUUACGCAACCGACGAAACAGGAAACAGAUAAGGAUCAUGACUUGUCCAUCGGUGAAACCGGAGGUGUUUCACUCCAUGCUCCAUGUUAAUGUGGACGAACUGGCCAGCUAUGACGAGUUGCAUUUGCGGCCAGUGCUACCCUGUCUGGUACGCAUGGCCCUAUGUGCCCCAGUCGACACUAGCACAGCAUGGAAAGCUAACAGGAAAAAAGUUUUACAGAUUUUGGCAAAUGUAGAGAUUGUAAACGGUAUCGUUGCAUUGCUGUCAAUCGACUUCCACGCGCUGGAGCAAGAUGCUAAAAAAGAACAGCAGCUAAGGGCUAAGAUAGGGGGAAGUCAGACAGAGAGCGUUCUCAUCUCACAGAUUCAGCAAGGGCUGGCGCGGGAGUUUGAGCAGAGUGAUCCUGAUAGAAGACUGCGUCUGCUGCUCAGUGAACUGCUCUUCAUCAUGUCGCAGAUUCGUGAUGUUCACAGAGAGUUUUUUCAGAAGCCCUCAGAACUGUUUGAGAGUGAAGUUUACCUGGAAGAAGUCUCUGAUGUCUUGUGUAUUGCCCAGGCAGAGUUGCCCGGCCUGUUGCCAGUAGAGGAAGUAGCCGAGGCUUUGUUACAUGUCAAGAACGGCAGCUGGUUACUCUGUCGCCUGGUCGCGAACACACCCGACUGUUUUAAAGGAGUGUGCCGGAGUCUGGUGACACGAGGAGAGAAGCUGAAUGAGCAGUGUCUGGACGGGGAGAGGCGGUCAGAGAUGCUGAGAAUGAUGUGUGCCAUGAGUGAGAACGAGGCCUUGGCCAUCAGAGAGCUCUGUGUCACAAACUGUACACUUCCAGGCCUUGCUGUGGCAUUGACACUACAAACUGCUCACAGUGCUGAUUCCAGUGCCAGUAAAGGCUCUGCCACAGCGUCCACCUCAGGCAGUGUCAGCGAUAUCGUCUCCUUUGUCACAGGCUUGUUGCUAGGUAACGAGCAGACUGCACGUACAUGGUUUUCACAGUUCAUUAAGAUAGGUCAGAAGCACAAAGAUUCGCGUAGCAUGGUGUACUGCCUGAGGCAAGAACUCCUGGGCGGACUUAACUCUGUGAUAAGCGGGGAAGGGUUCAGAACACGAGACGACUACGUCGUGCACCUGCGGGAUGAUAAUGUUGUACAGGCGUGUGCUUUCAUACGGCUUUACUGUGCGCUCAAGGCUAUUGCCAUGCUCAAAUUUAGUGAGGAAGAGAAUGAGUGUCUGGUGGACCUGCUGACUGCGCGACCACCGGUGACGGCUGCUGGAGCGCGUUUUGUCUGCCUCUCGCUCUCCAUGUUGAUCUCUUGUCCUGCUCUCCUCGCAACGACUGAGCAGGAGAAGCAGGUUAUUGACUGGAUUCGUUGGCUUGUGGCAGAGGAGAAAAAAUUUGAACAGCUGGGCACAGCAAGCACGUCUUAUGGAGAAAUGCUUUUUCUUAUCGCCAUCCAUUUCCAUGGUAACCAAACACAAGCAAUUGCUGAUCUCGUCUGCGCCACAUUAGGCAUGAAGAGUGGUGUGAAGGCCAAUGCCUUACAGAGAGUCCGCCAUAUCCUGACACAGGAGAUCUUUACUGAACAGGUAAUUACCUCACACGCGGUGACUGUGCCGAUAACAGAGAACCUGAAUGCGAACAUGACAGGCUUUUUACCUGUCCACUGUAUAUAUCAGCUGCUGAAAACCCGAACAUUCUCUAAGUAUAAAGUGCCCAUUAAGGGCUGGAUUUAUCGCCAGAUCUGCUCGACAUCUUCACCCCUGCACCCACUUCUCGCGCCCCUUGUCGAAGCAUACAUCACCUCAAUCAUCUUGCCAAGCACCAAGUCAGACUACUCAAACACUGCCAUCACUGAAGAUGAAGUUUUGAGGCUCUUCCACAACUCAAUCUUUGAGCCAGUCAAAAAGAAUCCUGGGGACGUUAAAGACAAUUCCGAUCCAGAGUCCUUCAGUGCCACGUCUCAGCUAUUGAUCGUCUACUAUGUACUGUUAUAUGAAGACUGUCGUUUGUCAAAUAUGAGGAGCAUUGCACUGACAAGCAGGGCACAGAAGAUCUAUUCGGACAGCUUGCUGAGCCAGCUGCCCAUCAGUUACCUGUUACAGGUGUCACAGUCUGAUCCCCAGGCUGUGGGUCUUCUGGCCUCACUACUCAGGUUGCUUGCCACUCACUACCCUCACCUCUGCCUGGUGGAUGACUGGCUGGACAGAAGCAUGGUCAAGAUGACCAGCAUACAGUGGUCACCACAGUUCAAGCAGAAUGUUCUGACCACACCUGAGACGCUAACCACAGCCUUUGAGAAGAUGUUUACAAGCCCAGCUGAUAUUGUCUCCCAACUGGAAUCUUUACUGGAGAAGGAGUCGACAGAGUUGCUUCCCUUUGCUGAGAUCCUGGUGUCAAAAUCUCCUGGCAGUUUGCCAGAAGGAGUGGCGAGGCGCGUGCAGACACUAGUAAAGAGGACGUGGUUCCGUCUUCAUUCUGUCAUGCCACGCAGACUUCGAUUGAUGACUGUCAAUGCCAUACGUCUCCAGCCAAAAGGCGUUGUCAAGCCAAUUCCUUUAACACAGAAUGAUGUCACAGUUGACCCUCUCGCUGUGCUGAGGUGUGAGGAUGUGGUAUUCAGGUGCCCACCUGUGGUGGAGGUGGUACUGCGGGUGUUGUCAAGCAUACCUGUGGCAUGUCGGGUGUACCUAUCCACCCACCUACAGGCCCACCCAAUCCUGGACAAGUCUGCACAGGUCAGCUGCGAACUGGAGAGGGAAGAUCUCAAACACGCUCUCAUCUCUGCCCAAGAGAGUGCAGCUGUUCAGAUCCUGCUCGAGUGCUGUGUCAGGGGAGAUAACUCACAGUUGAACACAGGAGAGCUGAGCAAUCUGCGUGAGACGCAGGGCCUCAUCUGCUCACACCUGCAUCAGAUGUUCAUUUCAGAUCCAAACCUCGUUAAGCUUGUACAUUUCCAGGGCUAUCCACGAGAGUUACUUCCCCUGACUGUGACUGGCAUCCCAUCCAUGCACAUUUGCCUAGAUUUUAUACCAGAAUUAAUUAGGCAACCCCAAAGAGAGAAACAGACAUUUGCGAUAGAACUUGUCGCUCACCUGUGCAGUCAGUACGCUUUACCUAAGACCCUGAUCAUGGCCAAGCUUUGUAUCAACGUCAUGUUUACAGUCCUAGAAGUGUUGCAGCGUGAUGAGCGCGUGCGGUUUUUCGUGGACACGGUGCCGUGUCUCUGGCGUAUGUGUCAGGCAUUCCCGCCCCUGUGCGAGGACGUGACCCUUCUGCUUACCCAGCUAGCCCGCAUCUGUCUGUCUGAGCUCUCUGCCAACAGUAACGUCACACAAACAGAGUUUGCUUUGGAGGGUAAGGAUUCUUCUCUGGAGGAAGCCAAUCACUCUGCAUCCAAGCGGUCCCGGGACGCUCAAGUGGUGUCCAAACGGUCAGUUGUGAAGGGUGGCUGGCAGACGUACACGGCACCGAAUCAGUACCAGCAAUUGUAUGAUCUGGUACAGCAGACCUUCUCAGAUGUGACACAAAUGGCCCUAGUCACACGCAUGGUGUACUGAUGGAUUUGGCGGGAGAUGCUGGCCAAAGAUCCGUUGUGAGUGUGAGAAGUAUCCGCAGGCCUAUCCCUGACUGCCAGUGUAAGGAGUGCCUAAGCAAGAUGACACCGCAGCCAAACAUGUGGUGUCAAAAUUAACACAGCUUCAUGCCAAAGUGUCAAAUCAGGAUGAUUAACAUAUCAUGUUAGAAUUGACACAGUGCUGUGCCAGAUACACAGUGUCCAAUCAGGAUGGCCAGGUGACCAAAAUUCUGUGCAAGAUUUGACUCAGUGCUGUGCCAGAUACACGGUGUCCAAUCAGGAUGGCCAGAUGACCAAAAUUCUGUGCAAGAUUUGACACAGUGCUGUGCCAGAUACACGGUGUCCAAUCAGGAUGGCCAGAUGGCCAAAAUUCUGUGCAAGAUUUGACACAGUGCUGUGCCAGAUACACGGUGUCCAAUCAGGAUGGCCAGAUGGCCAAAAUUCUGUGCCAGAAUUGACAAAGUGCAAUAUGAAAUGAAAUGUCAAAUCUGGACGGCACAGUGGACAGCAUGCAGUGUAAGAAUUGACACAGCACCAUGCCUCACCAUGUGUCAAAACAGGACGGUACUAUGAACAACAUGCGGUGUCUGAACUGACACC
Molecule: messenger RNA, 4265 nt
Organism: Liolophura sinensis
Lineage: Eukaryota; Metazoa; Mollusca; Polyplacophora; Chitonida; Chitonidae
Product: integrator complex subunit 2-like
Biological process (GO): snRNA 3'-end processing
Cellular component (GO): integrator complex
Source: RefSeq, a predicted model, not a curated record